UUGAUCAUAGUAAAGUCGAAAUGCCUUUACCAAAUGCGAAAAAAUAUGUUCUAGAUGGUAAAUUACUACCGAAUGCUCUUAGUUAUAGUUUUCGCAUUAUCUCAGGUGGCACUUUAUUAUGCUGUAAAAAACGCUUCAGGUCUGCUGAGCUCACCAUAUCAUCUGUUGCCCCUUACGAGGCUCGAUUUAUUCACGAACUUGAGGUAACCUUUGAGCUGAGGAAUAUUCCAACCGCAACCAAGGAGGAUUACUUCAGUUCCAUCGAUGACAUCCGCCGGUAUAGUAACAGAUAUUACAUCGAUUCAACUGGGACACGCAAUCUCAAAGACAUUCGACCACUUUGGAUUCCAUCCUUGCGAAAAGCAUUAGAUCCACUCUAUAAAGGCUACAUUAAACCACAUGAUUAUUUGAAUUUCUUUAGUAAAGAUUCGUUGUCCAACAAAUUAAGGCAAGUCGUUCUCAAUAGCUGUGGAUACGGUAUUUUUGUUGAAUGUCAGCGAACAACUAGCGAUAUCUCCCUUUCUAAAGAAAUAGAGAGUCCCGCCCACAACGUUGGUUGGAUGUCUGCCUGUCAAAUCAUCUCGGUGCCAACAUCGACGGAACUUGGCAUUUUCAUAUACGAAAAGAACAAUCAGAAACGUUUUAACAAUCUUAUUGAAAACAUCACCUAUCCUAAAAAUGACAUCUGGGUGUAUGUUCGCUACCUCCAGACCGGACAGAUUGAAAAAAAACUUAUUUCAAAGAACAUGCGAAUGCUUGGUGGGCUUCGUACUGGAAUCUCAAUUUCUAUCUUGGAAAACUUUGAAAAUGGUUCAAGUGCAUGGAGUGAUAACCUUUUAAUUGUAGAGCUUAAAGCUUGUGCUGGUGGUCGAUAUAUUGUAACCGCAGAAUCAGGAGAUAAUGCUAUUGUAUUUAAGACAAAGUCGCAAACUGGCUUUAAAGAUCGUACGAUACAGAGUGACCAAUUUAUUAGUUUUAAAC
This is a messenger RNA of Funneliformis caledonium, 981 nucleotides long. The record is from the annotation of a GenBank genome assembly. NCBI's taxonomy places the organism in Eukaryota, Fungi, Glomeromycota, Glomeromycetes, Glomerales, Glomeraceae.